GCUGCUUGAUCGGUUCCUGAGAAAAAAGAAAAGGAGUCGGAGACUGCGAGGUCCUAAUCGUCUUUUAGCUCCGAUUGGUUGCUCCAAAACCCAAACAAAAGAAAGGUUCAAGAAAUCUGAAUACAGCAAUGUGUCAGAUACGAGUUGGUAAUGUUUUGAUCACUACUCUCUACAUUGUCUGGAUUGGUAUUAGCGGUUCGAGUUUGAGCUAUGGAGAUUUGGUAGAUAAGAAGGUUCUGAAUGUAGGGGAAGAGCUGUGGAGGGAGAUUCUGCCGCUACGAAUGGGUUCGCGGCUUUACCGGCUUGAAGGGAUCAAGCCGAGUACUUGGUAUGAAGUGAAGAUAUCAUAUCCAGCUUCUAUUCCGGCUAGCUUUUCCAUACAACUCAAGAGAGGGGACUUGGAGUUACCACUGAAUGGGAACAGAAGAUUACUGAACACCGAAAAGCUGAUUUUCAAGAGCGAAAAUGAUGAUCAGAACGAUCAGGGUGACAUGUAUGUGUUGGUGACUGUGGAGCCUGAGGGGGUUGUUGCCAUACCAAAUGUGCAGGAGAGGGAGCACAUCAUCUUCAACAUAGUUUGUGAUGAACUGUUGCUGGGGAUUCCUCACCAAGCUUGGUGGGUCGUAGGCUUUGUGGUGGUGUGUUUGGUUUUGGCCAUCAUCAUACCCUCAUUUCUUCCACCCUUUUUGUUAAGAGCAGUUGAUCAGAAUGCUUCGAAAAAUUCUUGAAUUCGACUCUGAUUCUGACUCUGACUGGACGAAGAUCAUUUGAGGCCUUAGUUCGUUUUGAGUCACUCCCGGGCAUCGAUGGGGCUUCUCUUUUUUUCUUCUUGUUCUCUCUUACA
Messenger RNA from Fragaria vesca subsp. vesca, 844 nucleotides. RefSeq lists its product as uncharacterized. Bases 129 to 728 code for a protein of 199 amino acids. Lineage: Eukaryota; Viridiplantae; Streptophyta; Magnoliopsida; Rosales; Rosaceae. The record is from RefSeq and is a predicted model, not a curated record. The transcript has 6 exons.